Molecule: messenger RNA, 322 nt
Organism: Musca vetustissima
Lineage: Eukaryota; Metazoa; Arthropoda; Insecta; Diptera; Muscidae
Product: cytochrome c oxidase assembly factor 6 homolog
Exons: 1
Coding region: 50-322 (90 amino acids)
Biological process (GO): respiratory chain complex IV assembly
Cellular component (GO): mitochondrion; respiratory chain complex IV
Source: RefSeq, a predicted model, not a curated record
UUUAUUUAAGAAAAUAUUAAAAAAUUGUAAAUAAUAACAAGAAGGCACAAUGAGUUUCCUUAACAAAGAAGAACGGACUAAAUGCUGGGGUGCCCGUGACGAUUACUGGAAGUGUCUAAGUGAAAAUGCCCCACAACAUAGUUCCACCUCCGGCGAAAAGGUACCGGACGCAUGUAAAAAACUACGCAAACUAUUCGAGACCAGUUGCCCCGGCACCUGGGUGAAACAUUUCGAUCGCAAACGUACCUAUGAACAGUUUAAACAAAAAAUGGAACAGGGUGUUGAUCCACUGGAGGAACAUACCAAAGAAUCUAAGAAAUAA